UCUGUCGAGGAGGAUGUUACGGUACGUGUAUGGCAGCUCCCAACGAGUUAUUUCGGAGCUACGGUCCUCGUGUCGUUACUGCAAUCGCUUUGUUUGGAUUCGGUCUGGGGAGUCUGAUCGGCGCCCCGAUCUUAGGCGGGUUGUACGACCUAACUGGCGACUACACAUUCAGUCUCUUCGUCCUUGUGGGCAGUUUCUCGCUCUCCGUCCUUUGCGCGGUAUUGAUUCCCGCCAAAAGAAAGUUACAGCGGCGUUGGUGUGUCUCGCGAGAUGCGAUGGAGAAUAAAAGGCACCAGAGCAAGUCCAGUGACACUGUUUACUUUGAGAAACCGAACACCGCAGAGUUGGGAACGCCUAACCCGGCGUAUGAAAGCGAGUGUUGAACAGAGUUGUGGUUGAGUCAUUUACAACCUUAAUUCACAAAGAAAACCAUAAAACUAAAAACCACAAAUCUAUCACAAGUCUAGUCACAGGGCAAUCACAAGUCAAUCACAAAUGAAAUCACAAGUUAAACAAGUUAAGUCCAUCAUCAGGUAAAUCACACACGCCAACCACAAGUGAAAUCACAAGUGAAAUCACAAGUUAAAAAACAAGAUCAUCAUUAAAGUCAAAUCACAAGCCAACCACAGUUCAAUCACAAUUUAAAUCACAGUCCACUAUAAGCCACACCACACGUUCAUCAUAAAUCAAAUCACAAGUCCAUCACAAGUCAAAUCGCAAGUCCAUCAUAAGUCAUAUCACAAGUCCGUUCUAAGCCGAAGCAUACGCUCAUCAUAAGUCAGGUCACAAGUCAGUCAUAUGUAAAAUCUCAAGUUGUUCACAAUUCACAUCACAAGUCGGUGGCGGGUUAGCUCACUUUUGAAAGGGGACAAUGCCAUUCUCAAAGUUCAUAUGAAUUACCUGUGAUUUGACCUGACACUAAAAUGACUGUGAAUUGACAUUGGAAAACUUGUGUGGACUUGACUAAAAAUCUGAUGUUGCGUCAAGACAAAAAUCCACUGCUGGCCAGUUUGAUGGUAUUUUAAUAUGUAUAUCUUAACUAUUUUUUUUCUCCAAUUGUUUACUUAUUGAUCAAAGAAUGGGAUGCUCUGGUUCCAUGCAGAUUUGACAUAUAAUGAUCGUAGACAGAAUGUGAUAAAACAGAGUCUUUAAUAAUCCGUCCAAAUAAUCCGUAACUGCAUUGUGGAAAGGAAUAGUAUGACUGAUUAGGGCCUUAUGGUAAUUUAUCUGGGUUUUGAAACCUUCUUAGAAUUGUUUUCAAAGUGUGGACAUUUCGCCGCAUAUCACUGUCUUUCAUUGUCUGAGUAAGAAACGUUACUGAUCAAGUACACGUAUGAAAGUGACUUACUUUUUGCCGUCAAAGUUAUAUCUUGCAAUUAACUUCGAUUUACUAGAUGGUAAAGCUAUAUAAUCACCAC
Patiria miniata (bat star) is the source of this 1418-nucleotide messenger RNA. RefSeq lists its product as uncharacterized. The coding region runs from base 30 to 383 and encodes 117 amino acids. The transcript is spliced from 2 exons. The record is from RefSeq and is a predicted model, not a curated record. Lineage: Eukaryota; Metazoa; Echinodermata; Asteroidea; Valvatida; Asterinidae.